This is a messenger RNA of Salvelinus sp. IW2-2015, 1386 nucleotides long. Its product is annotated as myozenin-1. NCBI's taxonomy places the organism in Eukaryota, Metazoa, Chordata, Actinopteri, Salmoniformes, Salmonidae. Gene Ontology annotation, molecular function: FATZ binding; actin binding; telethonin binding. The record is from RefSeq and is a predicted model, not a curated record. Gene Ontology annotation, cellular component: actin cytoskeleton; Z disc.
AGAUCUGCCAUCCAAGCUCAGGGUGGAUUUCGCACUCCCUGGGAUCUGAGUCCAGCCACAGGUCAGAGGCACCCUGUGAUUUGUAAACUUCUGACUGAGAUUAACCUGAAGCCUUCAUCUCCUACUGGUAUUACUAGACCUCCUUGAACAUAAGGAUUUAAAAAACUGGUCUGCAGUCAUGCCUCAUGGAACACCUGCCCCACCUAACAAGCGGAAAAAGCCCUCUAAGAUCAUCACUGACCUGUCACAUGUCACUCAAGAUGAGUAUGAGUCAGAGCCUGAGGCGUCAGAGUUUGACCUGGGGACGAAGAUCAAGACUCCCAAGGACACCAUGCUGGAAGAGCUGAACCUCUUCACCAACAAGGGCUCCAAGAUGUUCCAGAGGAGGCAGAAGCGUGUGGAGAAGUUCAUAUACGAGAACAACCCUGACCUCUUCGGCAGUGAGUCUAUGGAGAACUUCCAGAAGUUGGUCCCCAGCCUGGGUGGCACAAUGAUGUUGGACGCUAGUGGCCACAUGGUGGAGAAGAAGGCAGGCCCUCCUGUGCCCCCUCCCAAACCAGGCAAAGAUGGGCAUGGUCAUGGUCAUGGUCAGGGACAUGAGCAUGGACAUGAGCAUGGUCAUGAGCAUGGACAUGAGCAUGGACAUGAGCAUGGACAUGAGCAUGGACACCAUGGACAUGCACAUCAUGAUGAUGUUGCUCCAGGAGAACAUGGUCAUGGUAGUCAUGGAGUAGAGGUUGCCUUAGACAAGGCCAAGAAGAGGCAUGAUUAUGUCCCCUCAUACGUAUCACCAUGGGAAAAGGCCAUGAAGGGCAACCAGGAGCUGACAUCCAGCAUGAGAUAUCAUAUGCCYGGCCCCCAUGCCCACCAUGAUCUGCCCAAGUUCAAGUCCUUCAACAGGAGUGCUACACCGUUUGGGGGCUUUGAUAAGGCCUCGCAGCUCAUGACCUUCCAGCUGCCAGACACCCAUGAGGUGGCCCAUGAUGAGCCUGAACUGGCUAUGGUAUACCAGCAUGAGAUUGGCGCUCGACCCUCCUUCAACCGCACUCCUAUAGGCUGGGUGGGGAGCGGUGAGCCCAGCAGCAUCCACAUCGAGUUGGACGCCAUGCCCUUCGAUGGGGAGACUGACGACCUGUGAAUAGCAUGCCCCACAGACCCAUAUGUGCAGAUAAAGACCACGCACGAAUAUAUACAAUUACAUAAACAAAAACCAUAACUUUUUUUGAAAGGUUUGGGAUGCAAUCAGCUUUUCCUUGGAUUGAAUUAAUUAAUAGGAAAGUGUGUAUGAAAUGAACCACGUAGCUCAAUAUUGGGCUCUUUAAUUUAGACAGACAGACAGACAGACAGACAGACAGACAGACAGACAGACAGACAGACAGACAGACA